Galleria mellonella (greater wax moth) is the source of this 3470-nucleotide messenger RNA. Its product is annotated as sphingosine kinase 1-like. Gene Ontology annotation, biological process: sphingosine biosynthetic process. Gene Ontology annotation, cellular component: intracellular membrane-bounded organelle; membrane; cytoplasm. The transcript has 3 exons. NCBI's taxonomy places the organism in Eukaryota, Metazoa, Arthropoda, Insecta, Lepidoptera, Pyralidae. The record is from RefSeq and is a predicted model, not a curated record. Bases 103 to 1926 code for a protein of 607 amino acids.
UGCUUAGACUUAUAUUGUGUAUUAAUUUACAUGUUCUUGGUUUAAGUAUCUGAAUUUUUGAUUCUGUGUUUCUGACAGCACAGAGAUUUAUGUACAACAGUUAUGGCGGAUUCACAACAAAGUAAAGACGUUAUGAACGUCGUUGAAGGUGAAUAUUCCGAUUCCAAAGAACAUGUUUAUCUUCAAGAAACAUUCUACAUUCUUUCUAAGAAGAACUCGGUAUUUCGAGUCAGAUUAACAUCUAAAGGACUAUCAUUGGCAAAAGAAACUGAUGGUAAUUGUAAGGAACAAACAAUUUUGUUGCGAGAUAUCGUCGGUAGCAAAUGCAUGAGGAGUAAGAGACGUCGCCCUGGUGCUGGUUCAUGUGUUUGCAGUUCACUCGUGGGACCCCAUCAACUUAAAGUAGUCGACGAGAACAGUGGCGAUCUUGACGAAAAUGAUAUAAGCGCAUAUCUGUAUGUUUAUGCCUAUAUAUUGAAGCGUAGCCGCCGUACAUUGAAAAGAGAGCGCACAACAAUAACCCUACGUUUUAGGUCUUACGAUAAAUACGAUGAUAACAAUAGGGAGGCUCAAAAGUGGAGAGCGACGUUGAAGUGUUUGAUAGCAGGUCAGCCGAUAACGUACUCGCCUCCUGUAAAUGAUAAGAAGUUGCUGAUUCUACUUAAUCCAAAGUCAGGCCCGGGAAAGGCUAGAGAGCAGUUCCAGACGAAAGUAGCACCAAUAUUGCAAGAGGCAGAGGUGCCUUAUGAUCUGCACGUGACGAAGUAUGCUCAAUAUGCCCGUGAAUUUGUUCGUACGCGAAAUGUUUAUGCAUGGAGAGGGGUUGUGGCAGUCGGCGGUGAUGGUGUGUUGUUUGAAGUGCUUAAUGGCAUGUUCGAACGACUGGAUUGGCAGCAGGCAUUUGAGGAAGUGCCACUUGCCAUCAUGCCAUGUGGCUCUGGAAAUGGUUUAGCAAGAUCUAUUUGUCACCUGUACAACGAACCAUACAUUCCCCAAAAUUUAACGGGGUUAACGAUGGCACUGGCGAGAGGCAAAUCGACACACAUGGAUGUCGUCAGAGUUGAAACAAAGACAAAAAUUAUGUUUUCCUUCCUGUCGGUUGGUUGGGGUCUGUUGUCAGAUAUUGACAUCGAGAGCGAGAGGUUACGGGCUAUGGGUGGACAAAGGUUCGCGGUCUGGGCGGUGGCCCGAAUACUAGGCUUAAGGAAGUAUAAAGGCGUAGUGAGUUAUUUGAAAAUUAAGGAUAUCAGCAAUCUCCCAAAGCCCAAACAACCGCUUACUCUCAGCCACAGCGUAAGUCAGGAUGGGGCACUCGACUCCCCUGAUGCGGAAGCGUUCAUUGAUUGCGAUGAACAUUCGGAAGUGUUUAGCAACGCUAGGAGCGGGAGACAUCAGCGUGUAGACUCAUGGUACUCUGUCAAUUCUAGAAGGAGCGCGUUUUUUAGUACACGGGGUUCAGAAUAUCACAGCGUAACAAGUGAAAACUCAGAAAUGCGCUCCCCUGUCCACGUAUGUAUGCACGGCCCUGCGUCGCAUUUACCAUCUCUUAUGUCCCAACUGCCCUCCAACUGGGUGCAUGAACAAGGCGAGUUCAUAAUGGUUCACGUAUCAUAUCAAUCAUAUAUCGGGGAAGACUUUUUAUUCGCCCCAAGAUCACAAUUAUGUGAUGGUGUAAUGUGGAUGCUAAUUAUCAAGGCAGGAGUUUCAAGGUCACAACUUCUGUCAUUUCUAGUAAAUGCAGGUCAAGCCUCUCACGUGGAGAUGAAUUCUGAGUACAUUAAAAUGGUUCCUGUGAGUGCAUUUAGAAUAGUUCCCGAAGGACCCGAUGGUAUUCUCACUGUGGAUGGGGAGCUAGUAGAAUACGGUCCUAUACAAGCAGAAAUCUUUCCUAACAUAGUAAAACUCUUGGUGCCAGAUAACAAAUAACACCAGAGAAGAUAAUAAGAUUUUUCUAAAUGACUGAAUUUAACUCAUGAAACAAAACCGAGCCGACGGAAGUGCAAUAUGUGGGAAUAUUUUCCAAUAGACAAGAAGUUAAAUAUUAUGGUUGUGCCACAAUAAUAUCUGAUUUAUGUAUUUAAUACCAAAGUUUACUAUUUAUUGAAAAGGCAAAAUGAUCAUUCCAUUGAAAUUGUGAUUUAUUUUAUUUAUUGUAAAGGAUAAGUUUUGUUGGUUCAAAAUGUGAUAUAUUUUUAAAUGGAUUUAUAUGUGUAAUACUACAAUAUUUAGCGACUAGUCAAGUCUUUUGGAAACUAUGAAGUGCCAAAAUCAUUGCACUCUAAAAUAUACAUGAUUUACAUAUGAAUAAAUUGAUAGGUUUACAACAUUAUUUGCUCAAAUUUAGGGCAAAAUUAGGUAAUUUAAAUAAGUACCUAUUGAGUAUUCUUUCCGAACUAUUUGUACGACAAUGUAAAAUAGACUUCCGCUUUCUUUUGUUAUAUAAAAAUUUGUAUGAAUUAAAUUAUAUAAUAUUUUAUUUUCAAUGUGGAUGGCCGUGAGUUGCAGUCCAUAAAUCUAUAGAGUUACGAUAUAAGAUAAUAGUUCUCAGUUAACUAAUUUUACACAAGUGAUAUUCAAGUUUUAAUUGUCAAUUUAAAGUAAUGCACAUUGAUGGCACAUCAGAAUGAAUAUCGUUAUAGGCAGCUAUAGCUGUAAUUUAGUAAAAUUGUUGUGCCAAGUUUAACUUGCACAGUAACACUUUGUUUGUAAUAUUAAUAUGUGGGGGCUAGAUAUAUCGGGUUUUGGUGUAAUAUUAGUAUAAAUAUUAAGUACUUAUAAAUUAUGUAGAUCAGAAAUUAGGCUGUUUUCAGACAUUUGUUAUGCAUGUAAAAAUUAUAAAAUGAUAUUAUUUAUUAAAUUGAAAUAAAACAUGUCUGGUCUGAAAAUGUCCUAAAUUUGAUUUAUGCUAUACUGUUUUGCCAGUUAUGAUUUAGCAGUAUUAAAUAUUAAUUUAACAACUUUCUGUGAUAAUAUUAAACUUUGCCAUAAUCAUUAUUAUAAAUAUUCCGUCAGAUUUUAAACCCCAGAGAAAUGCCUAAAUAUAAAUAAUGUAAUUUAGUUUGAAUGUGAUAAUUUAUCUUAGUGUUUUGCAUAGAUUUACAAAUAGUUUUGAUGAUUGUUUUAGUUCAAUUCGUUAUUUAUAUAGUGUAAAUAUUGUUAUUAUAGUAAUAAAUUAUGAAGCUUGUUAAUAUUGUAAAAUGGAAUAAGAGGAUACAAUUUUAUCACAAUUUUUUAACUAAGUUAUUAGGCUGUAUUUUGUAUCAUCACAAAAUUAGCACAAGUUUUGUAUGUUUCUAUUUUCUUUAUGAUUGUAGAACAGUUUUGCAUAAUACUAUUAUUAUAUUCUUUGAAACAUUGUAAUUCAAUAUAUCAUUCAGUCUAGGUACUAUUCUUAAUCUAUGGUUUUUAUAGUUCCUAUUCAAUUUAUAUUUGCAUGUUUCUUAUUAUCUAUGACAUUUGUAAAAUGCAUC